This is a messenger RNA of Rotaria sp. Silwood2, 336 nucleotides long. The record is from the annotation of a GenBank genome assembly. NCBI's taxonomy places the organism in Eukaryota, Metazoa, Rotifera, Eurotatoria, Philodinida, Philodinidae.
AUGAAUGGUUUUUUAUAUUCAGUGAAAUCUUUUGUACAACGUCUAACACCUACAGACUUAAAAGAUGGUUUUUUAAGUUUUAAAACAAAUUGUUAUAAACUUAAUUAUUAUGAAACACCAACAGGAUUAAAAUUUAUAUUAAAUACAGAUAAUAAUGUUGGCAAUAUUCGCGAUAUUUUACAUCAAUUAUAUAGUACAAUAUUCGUCAAUUAUAUUGUAAAAAAUCCUCGUUGUUCAGCGUUAGAUAUAAUAAAUAACGAUCAAGAAAUAUUUAUUGAAAAAUUAGAUGAAUUUAUAAGUAAUCUAUCGAUUUUUUCACAAACAAAUAAAAUGUGA